UUGACACGAAAGUGAAAGGGCAGCUGUACAACAUGGCUAUGCCGUGCAACAUCUUGGAUGUCCUGCGGGAAGGUGCAGAGCGGUCCGCGAGGCGUCAUUCGCCAAGCAAGAUGGGGAGGGCAUUGCAGUCCCUGGUGUGGAGAGACUCAUUCAUCAACCACGCGGAAUUCUCCAUUCCUGUAGGAUCCAACCAAACCCUCCGUGUGCGCCAGGUUCCGAACGGCGAGAUCAGCGGUCUUGGCACAGGCUUGACGGUGUGGCCAGCGGCAUGCGUGCUCCUCAAGUACCUCGAGCACCGUUAUGCACCGUCGAAUGGCCUACAAGGCAAGCGCGUCGUCGAACUUGGUUGUGGCACCGGUGCUGUGGGCAUCGCUGCCGCCAUGCUGGGAGCUCAAGUCGUCCUGACUGACCAAGCACAGAUCCUGUUCCACAUCCAAGCGAACAUCCAUGCAAACGACGUGGCUGGCGUCAAGUACUGUGCAUACGAUUGGGGUGCACCACUGCCAGAUCUCAUUGCGACUGGCGGCCCAGUGGACAUGGUGCUCAUUUCGGACUGCGUAUUGCCCAAACUGUACCCCAUCGAGCCUCUAGUUGAUGCAAUAUGCCUCCUCUGCGCGUCCGAGCCCAGAACAGUCGUUCUCGUGUCGUUCGAGCAUCGAUUCUACGAGCGAUUUGAUGCAAAGGAAAUGUUUUGGUCCGUCGUGGCACAACGACGCCUCUGUAUUCGAGAGAUUCCCGUCGAAACUCACCACCCCGACUACAACGCCGACGACAUUGAGAUAUGGGAAGUCUCGACAUCGAAGCCUCACUCGCAUCAUGGAUUGUAGCCUUUCAAGUCCGACCACACCCAGUCGAUUUGGUCGAUCGCUGUGACCAUGUGAGGCAAUUACACUAACGGACCACUUCUAUAUGCAAAAGACUGUGUCACGGCUGUCUCGGAUUUGUAUCCACGUUGACACGGAAUCUGGAUGAUACAUGGAGCGUCUCGAACGC
Aphanomyces invadans is the source of this 993-nucleotide messenger RNA. RefSeq lists its product as hypothetical. The transcript has 2 exons. NCBI's taxonomy places the organism in Eukaryota, Oomycota, Saprolegniomycetes, Saprolegniales, Verrucalvaceae. The record is from RefSeq and is a predicted model, not a curated record. The coding region runs from base 33 to 827 and encodes 264 amino acids.